UCCAUGUUCGUCCAGUUCUCUUUCAACAGCCACUGAAAAUUUUCAUUCGUGAAAGUUGUUUGACUUCCGGUCAGUGUUACACGUAUUAACGUGAAAAAAAAUAUUCAAAGAUGAUGAAGAAAAUAACUGUCUCCUUCUUGUUGGUGUUCGCGAUCACUGCGUUAGAGUUACCCAGCAACAUUAAGAUUUGUAAGCAAAACGAUUCGCACGUCGACAAAUGUUUAGCCGACGCAAUCAAAACGGCAAUAAGCGUUUUGGCCAAAGGUAAUAGGGAGUUAAAAUUUCUUCCUUUCGACCCACUGAAUGUUGAUUUCAUAAGUAUGAAGAAUGGUGGCGCAUUGUCACAUGAAUUUCAUAAUUUGACGAUUCACGGAUUAUCGAAGAAUGUACAAAUCUCCGUAAAAAAUUUUAACAAAGAUACACUCUCACUCGAUAUGGAAGCUUUCUUUCCUCAAACGGAAGUAAUUGGUAACUACACAAUAAGUGGCAGGAUUUUGCUGUUGCCGAUUCAUGGAAGGGGCAAAUGCAAAAUCAUAUUAUCUAACAUGACGGUGGAAUUCAAAAUAAAGAACGAGAUAUAUGAUAAGAAUGGGGAAGAGUAUUUAAGAUACAAGAAAAUUGAUUGUCAUAUCAAGCAAAUAGAUAUCAAAUCACAUUUUGAAAAUCUCCUCGGCGGAGAUCCCAAAUUAGGCAAGGAGGUGAAUAAGCUUAUAAACGACAACAGCAAAGAGCUUUUCAAUGAUUUUAGAUCAGCUUAUGAAAAGAUCUAUAAAGAAAUCAUCUCUAGAGCCAUCAAUAAUAUUUUUAAAAAGAUACCGUUGAAGAAACUCUUCCCGUACGAAUAGAUAAAAAAUCACUUCAUCAUUAAUUCACCUAUGUUCCCCUCAAUAAGACUUAUUAACAUAAAAUAGCUGCCAAAUGCCAAAAAGAAGAUAAAACAUCCUACAUAAAAAUUUCGAAUGAUUUUGCAUAACAAAUCAUUGUAUGUGUAUGUAUGUUUGCGAAUUGCACGCUUAUGUAAUCUUUUCACUACAUUUCUUUGCCUAUUCGUUUCUAUUCCUUUUCUCUGUUUAAUAUUCAAUUCCCGUCUUAUUUGUGUAUUUCUUUUCAAUUCUAUAUGAUAAAAAAAUAUUUUGUAUUUGUGCUGAAAUUAAUCCAUGUACUUUUGUGCUAACUUUUUAACAUAUUCUAUUUUUUAUUUUAACAUAUUAUUUUAACAUAUGUGUUAGCUUAACAUAUUAUCAUUGUGAUUUUGUAACUUUGACUAUUCUACGUUAAGUUUCCAGACAGCACAAUGCCCAAACUGGGACAUAAGAUGCCUUUAAGACAUCUUUAAGAUAACUUAAAGACGUCUUAUGUCCAAACGUCUUAAAGUCGACUUAAAGACGUCUUAAAGACGUCUUAUGUCCCAGUUUUGGACAUGUGUGCUGUCUGGGUUCAUAAUUCGUUAUAUCUAAAUGUUAAAAUAACACAAUUAUACUCAUAUAGCACAAAUCUCUAAAAGACUUCUUAAAGAAUUCCAAAAAUAUUCUGAAGGACUUGGGAACUUUUUCGAACUCUUUAAGAAGUCUUUUAGAGAUUUGUACUAUAUGGGUAUGCGACAUAUACAUUCUUAGUGACGCAUUUUAUAUGUAUAAAAUGUGUACAGAUAAGUUGCGCUAUUUGUUAACAUAUUUUUAUUGCGUUAAAUUAACAUAAAAUUAAGAUGGAUAAAUUGGCAUAUGUGAAAUGUGUUCAACUUAAUAUAAAUUUUUUUUACAGUAUACUAUAUGUGUACAGAUAAAAUUCGAAAUAACUUCGUCAGAAUUGUAGAAUAUAGAAAAUCGUAAGGCUCUUUAAAAUGUAAUAAGAUAAAGUGUAAUAAUAUAAAACACAAUAACAAAUAGCAAGAUUAGAGCUUGAGAGCAGUAUACAAGUGUGCACACACACAGUGAUAUACACACGCAUAUGUCAUAACUUUAAAAUAUUAUAGUAUAUAGAAUGCACAAAAAGAUUCAUCUGAGACACUAAGUGCUGCUUUAGAUUUUCAAACGACAAGUUCCUCGCGUUCUCAUAUGUUAGAAACAGAUCGAUACUACGAUGGAAGAAAGACGAGAUUCGUCAUGUUCUCGGCUACUCAUUCAAUUGAUCGAUUGAGUCAGAGAAGGCCGAUUUCUCUUUCAUCGACGUGAGGUUCGCUGUUUCAUCGAGAUCGCAAAUAUCUCAGAGAGCCUUCAUUUUUCACACCCUUUCCCGCCCAAUCAAACAUGUCGAUUAAUAAUCCAAAAUUUUAUUUUCAUUGUCAUUUCAGCGUCGAUCUAACUUUCUUGAUAAUGCAGUUUAUCGAUCAAGCAAGAUGAUAAUUCUGCUGCUGCUAUAUCCACCAGUUGCUUUAUCGACUGAUCAUCAUUUAGAUAUCAUUCGAACGUAAACUAAGUAUCAGUACAUAGAAUAUUGUUUUUUCGAUACACUGAAUUAUUUGCUCUACUGAAGAGAACUCACGUUACUCGUUAGUUCUUUCAAAAAAUAAUUUUUUUUUUUCAAAAAAUAUUUCCUUUCAUUACAUAAUUAUGUAAAAUAUAAGUCAAUUUAAAGAACACGCAAUUUAUUUGAACAUUAUUGAAAAACGCUGAUAUAUCGAAACAUUGCCGAGUUCUUAAAAUAAGGAUUACUUCAUAAACAAGUAAGAGAUACCGAUUAUAUAAAAAAUAAGUUGAUCGUCUAAUUUUUCUACUUUGAACCAAUUUCUCUAAAUAGCAAAGCAGAUGAAUUGACUUGUGCAUUUCAUUAGUCUCUCUCUCUUUCUCUCUCUCUCCCCCUUCCUCACACACACACACACACACACACAUUCAUUACAUAUCUAUAAAUUCGAUCCAGAGAAGCUAUCUUGAAUUAACGCAAUUAGAUAUAGAAAAAUACUGUAGAUUGUUUAAAUAUUAUUUUGCGUAUGCGAUACUAUCUAAUAAGCCAACAAGUCAGCUUUAUUAGACUCACCGAGAAGUCGCCGAUAAGCCGAUAAGUCGAGUCAGUUUUAUGAAUACCUACGCGUUCAACGGAUAUUGAUUGUGUAAGUGUGAUACCAGGGAUAUAUAAAUGUCAUUUCGUCAA
This is a messenger RNA of Odontomachus brunneus, 3087 nucleotides long. RefSeq names its product protein takeout-like (gene JHBP-1). The transcript is spliced from 6 exons. NCBI's taxonomy places the organism in Eukaryota, Metazoa, Arthropoda, Insecta, Hymenoptera, Formicidae. The coding region runs from base 111 to 845 and encodes 244 amino acids. The record is from RefSeq and is a predicted model, not a curated record.